Molecule: messenger RNA, 1677 nt
Organism: Cololabis saira (Pacific saury)
Lineage: Eukaryota; Metazoa; Chordata; Actinopteri; Beloniformes; Belonidae
Gene: irf1b
Product: interferon regulatory factor 1b
Exons: 10
Coding region: 140-1033 (297 amino acids)
Biological process (GO): regulation of transcription by RNA polymerase II; immune system process
Cellular component (GO): nucleus
Molecular function (GO): RNA polymerase II cis-regulatory region sequence-specific DNA binding; DNA-binding transcription factor activity, RNA polymerase II-specific
Source: RefSeq, a predicted model, not a curated record
CCCUUCACUCACCGGACUCUGUCAGUCCUGCACAAAGGUGACUGAAGAGCAAGAAGAAACUGCUCUGGAAUCACAAUUUGCAACAUUCGGACUAUUUUUCUGCACAUAUUUUUCUUCAAACACAAAGUAGUCUGCCAACAUGCCCGUGUCAAGGAUGAGGAUGCGGCCGUGGCUGGAGUCGAUGAUCGAAUCCAACGCCAUCGACGGUCUGACAUGGAUAGAUAAGGAGAAAACAAUGUUUUCAAUUCCCUGGAAACAUGCAGCCCGACAUGGCUGGGAGAUGGCCAAAGACGCAUCUCUGUUCAAACUAUGGGCCGUUCACACUGGGAAAUACAGUGAUGGUCAAGCUUGUGAUCCCAAGACAUGGAAAGCCAACUUUCGCUGCGCUAUGAACUCAUUGCCUGACAUCAGUGAAGUGAAAGAUAAGAGCAUAAACAAAGGUCACGGAGCCAUGAGGGUCUUCAGGAUGCUGCCUGCUGUUCACAAAUGUAAAGAUAAACGGAGCAAAGCGAGGGAGUCAAAGUCAAGGAAGAAGUCUGCAGCAGUCAAGACGGAGGAUGACACAGACUACAGUGACACCCAGUCUCCCAUUAGCCUGCCAGAUGAGACCAUGUCCCCUCAGGAAAACACCAUCGACAGCACAGUGCGGACAGACCCGGAUGCUUUCCCUUUUGUGAUACCAUCUGAAGUUCCCGAUUGGUCUUUGUCGGUGGAGAUCGCGUCAGCCCCCUUUUCAUCCAGCUUUCCCCACAGAUUUGAGGUUUCCCCUGAGCACAGCUCUGACUACGAAUAUUCAUCAGACAUUGUUGAAAUUUGCAAGCAACUGGAGAACGAAUCCCAAUGGCGGUGCAGGUCAGACCUCAGUGGGUUCCUGGGCAAUGAAUCAUGCAGUCCAGAAAGCCAGUGGAGUGACUCUUCAUCAGCCGAAGAACUAGACGAAACGCCGCAGUACACAACGCUGAACUCAAACAUCUUAGACCCCUCAGAGGACAACUGGUUGAACAAUUUUCACCCGUUCCCAAUGCUUUUGUGAGGUCUUUACAGAGCUGGUUUGGACUUUACUUUGAGACUUUGGACUUGUAAAGAGCUCUUCCCAGCUGCCAUCUUCCUGCAUUUGAAACCAAACCCUUCAAUCAACUGAUCUUCCCACCGUACGUUAAGCUAAAUCAGCAGCCAGGAGCUCCCAUGUUGCUGGUUGUUGGUGGCCAUUUGGAGAGUCGUUCACACCUCUGUGGACCAAUAUGUGAAGCGUUUAAGGACACUGCUACGUUUGAAGAAGAUGCUGUGCACUGCUCAUGCUUUUGACUGGUUCAAAGCAUUUCUGGUGUUCAUUGUGUAAUCAUCUGUAAAAAUAGAAUCUGGAGUUGCAUUACAUCAUAAUAACCCUUAAUAAUUAGGAAGUAUGUCUACCUCAAUUGCAAAUUUGGUAGAACUCCUUGCUGUUAGCAUUUGCCCGGUAAUCAGUGUGCAUUGCUUAACAAUAAUCAUAUACACUCUCUCUGUUUCCGUUAUUUGUGCAACUAAGAUUUUGUUAGUGGACAAAUAAGGCAUUUUAACUUUUUACCUCCCAUUACACAUCUAUCCACUUCUGGUGAAAGCACUUCUUUAAUGUUCACACGUUUUGUAAAUAUUGUGUUUGUAUUUUUUAAAUAAUAUAAUAAAAAAAUUCUCUUGUAA